AGACCGUUACAGAAAAGGGAAAGAUUCAUAUGCACAUAUGCAGCUAUCAAUCGAUGCAAGAAACCCUCUCAAAUGAGGCAAGUAGCACAACGGGCGCGUGCAAUUGCACAGGUAUUCGGUUCUGCGCCAAGUGCCGCAACACGCAGCGGGUCCAGAGUUUGUUCAGCGGUGCGGUGCCACUGUCCACCGCACAGGCUGUUAUCGACAAGCAGAGUAAGGAGGAACGUCUCUCAUCGUGUUCUUUUGCCACCCUUGGAAGGAGCAAGUACAGUUGUUGCCCAAUGUGCAUGGAAGUGUUUGUCUCCGAGGUGCCGCUAACGAUGUGCGCUGAGCACAUCGAACUUCAGUCCUCUAGCCUUCGUAUUGACGGCUUGUUUGUUUUUGAAAACAUCUUAACACAAGAGGAAGAGACGAAACUGAUCGAGUUUUUGGAUAAUCCGUCGCCUUUUCCGCCCUGGAAAGACUCACAGAGCGGCCGGCGCAAGCAGGAUUACGGCCCUAGGCGUAAUUUCAAGAAGAAAAAGGUGAAGGCUGCCGAGAUGCCGAUGAUGCCGCUCGCUUUCAAACCUGUAUUUUCCGCAAUUAGUGCAGCGGUUGAAAAGUGCACCGGAGUACCAUACAACGUCGCCGAAGUCUCUGCGCUCGAGUAUUGCGAAGGCAAUUUGAGCAACUUCGAUCCCCACGUCGAUGACACAUGGCUGUGGGGUGACCGCAUUGCUGGGCUCAACUUGAAUGCGAACUGUGCUAUGACGUUUGUAAAUCCAGAGGGCGACAGCUGCGACGUUUUCUUUCCGCAACGCUCUUUUUUCUUAAUGUCUGGGGACUGCCGAUAUAAGUGGAUGCACGGGAUUCGUCCUGUCCACGUUCAUGAACGGCGCAUUUCCCUUACAUUCCGUGAACUCUCACAGGAGAUUUUAAGCGACAAAAUCACUGCAGACAUGGUGCUUACUGCUGCUUCAACUUUUGUAUGA
Leptomonas pyrrhocoris is the source of this 971-nucleotide messenger RNA. RefSeq lists its product as hypothetical. The coding region runs from base 54 to 971 and encodes 305 amino acids. The record is from RefSeq and is a predicted model, not a curated record. NCBI's taxonomy places the organism in Eukaryota, Euglenozoa, Kinetoplastea, Trypanosomatida, Trypanosomatidae. Gene Ontology annotation, molecular function: demethylase activity; oxidoreductase activity. Gene Ontology annotation, biological process: oxidative demethylation. The transcript has a single exon.